GCAAACGACGAGCCGGCUGCAACCCGAAUCAACUGCGUUGUUGACCUGUAGUUAGGGGCUUGAGCUGAGGAUAGGAAUCCUUUCUUCUAUCUCCGUUCUUCACAACAUAUGCUCUUGUUAACUUGUGCAUCAUUUGCUCUUACGUUUGUUUGUGCUCCAGAUUGAAAGGAAUGGUUAGUAGACUCAAAAGGGCAGACAUCGUUGUCUCCCCAACUGUGCAGGCGAUUAUCAAUAAAUUAGAUCAUCCUCUACUGCAACGUAAAUUUGGAUCAACAUGGGGCGUUGAGAGAGAGUUGCAGGUUCUUUAUCGCACCAUGGAGAGAAUCAAAGCAAUUCUUCAGGUGGUAGAGAACAAGCAAAUGAAGGAUGAGCUUCUGAAACUCUGCCUUGAAGAUCUUAGGAGUGAGGCUUACUACUUGGACGACGUGCUUGAUGAGUUUCUCAUAGAAACUCGCAAACUAGGAGACAUCAAUCAGGUACCUUUUUCUCUCUCCUUUGCUUUGAAUAAGGAUGAUAAGUUAUAUCGAAAACAGAUUGGUCCUUUCAUAACUGAAAUUAAUGAGAAACUAUCUAUCAUUGAGAAGAGGCUUGAAAAACACUACUUCCAAGGACCCUGUGAAGAAGAGCAGUACAAAUUACUAACUAGAAUACAAUCUUUUCCAUUGAGAGAGGGGAGAAGAAUGGUGGGUUCAAUAGUUGAUGAAAGGCAUGUGUUUGGAAGGGAAGAAGAUGAGAAGAAUGUAAAAGAAAUGUUGUUGUCUGAUCAAUAUGAUGAUGGAAGGGAUGGUGGUGUUUCUGUGGUUGCCAUUGUUGCUAUGGGGGGGAUGGGCAAGACAACUCUUGCUCAGCUUCUCUACAAUGAUCCAGACAUAACAAAUCACUUUGAAGAAAAAGCAUGGGUUUGUGUGUCUGUUCCGUUUGACAUUGAAAGGAUAACUAAGGAAAUUCUAAAUUAUGGGGCUGAUCAGAAAUCCUUCCCUCAACUUCAACUUGCAGUUCAAAAGAAGCUGAAGGGGAAGAGGAUUUUGAUUGUUCUAGACGAUGUAUGGACUGAAAGGUCUGGUGAUUGGGAUAAGUUAUGCGUUGCAUUCAAAGGAGCAAGUAGAGGGAGUAGAGUUUUAGUGACCAGUCGCAGUAAGAAAGUUUCAUCCAUCAUGAAUGCAGCUAACACUUAUAAUUUGAAAGCUUUAUCCAAGGCAGUUGGGUGGUCCUUGUUCAAAGAUUGCGCUUUUAUUGAUCCAAAUACAAAUGCUUAUCCCAACUUAGAAGCCAUUGGAAAUGGAAUUGUAAACAAGUGUGAUGGGUUACCUUUGGCAAUAAAAACACUUGGUGGGCUUCUUAAUGGUGCAGUAGAUGAGGAAGCAUGGCUAUCUAUUUUGGAAAGUGAGAUGUGGGAUAUAGAAGAAGAUGAUAUUCUGCCGGCUCUAAGUUUGAGUUAUUAUCAUCUACCACCACAUUUGAAACAGUGUUUUGCGUAUUGUUCUUUAUUUCCAAAGGGUUAUACAUUUAGAAAGAGAACUUUAGUUCAACUUUGGGUUGCUGAAGGAUUUGUUCAAACUAAACAAGUGGAAAGGAAGGAAGACAUUGGACUGCAAUAUUUUGAUGAUUUGUUGCAUAGGUCUUUCUUCCAGCCUAUAUUUGAUAACUUUGCAAUGCAUGAUCUCAUGCAUGAUUUAGCAUGCUCUGUUUCAACGGGAAUGUGUUUUAGAUUGGAGCAAAAUAGAUCAUAUGACAUCAGUGAAAAGGGUCAUGAGCAUAUUUCGUUAAUGGCUAACGAUGACUUCGAUCUAGGGGGAAUGAAGACCUACAAAUUGAAGAGUUUAUCUCCCACUUUCCAAUUUGUAGGAGAAGAAGAUGUGCAAGGAAGUCAUCAUCUCCUUGAUAGGAAAGGAUUUGUUCAAACUAAACAAGUACUGGAAAGAAGGGAAAACAUUGGACUGCAAUAUUAUAAUUAUAAUUAUUCGUUGGAUCGGUCUUUAUUCAAGCCUUGUCGUAGAACGUGUGAUAGAUCAUAUGACAUUGGUGAAAAGGUUCGGCAUAUUUCAUUGGUUAAUGUUGACUUUGAUAUGGUAGUAAGGGAGUCCUACAAAUUCAAGAGUUUGUCCACAUUCCAAUAUGUAGGAGCAGAUGUACAAGGAAGUCAUCUCUUUGAUGGCCUAUUUUUCGAAUUCAAAUGCUUACGUGUUUUGGUUCUUGUUGGUCACUGGAUGCAGUCAUUGCCGUAUUCCAUUGGCUAUCUGAAGCAUCUAUCAUACUUGAGCAUCUGUAGCAUUACAUUGAAAACAUUACCUGAAUCAAUGUGUAUGCUUUACAAUUUGCAGGUAUUGGAUAUAGUGGGUUGUAAAGAUCUUGUUGAGUUACCUAAACACAUCACCAACUUAUCCAACCUUCAAUAUCUAAAGAUGCAGCACAAGUGGUGGGAAGCUAAAAGAAGACCCAAGAGACUAGGGAAAUUAACUUGCCUCAAAAGAAUACCCUUUUUUGAUGUGGGAAAAGAGGCAGAUGAGAACAUAGGAGAGUUAAAAGAAUUGAUGAAUCUUGAAAGAUGUCUUACCAUUAGGAGUCUACAGAAUGCAAAAGAUGUUAAAGAAGGUGAUGCCUAUUUGAUGAACAUGGAGAAAAUUGACCAGUUGCAAUUAAAAUGGGACUCCUUGCUCAUACAUGAUAGAAUUGUAGCCCUACAACCUCCCAAAGCUUUGAACUCUCUUGAUAUGAUGCACUUGCCCGGUUUCAGUUAUCCAACUUGGAUGACCACAGAUUUAUCGGCAUAUGACAAGCUAGGUAGAAGGGUACUCAAGGCCUUACAACCUCCCAAAGGUUUGAAGUCGCUUGAAAUCAUGGGCUUCCCCUGUUUCAGCUAUCCAACUUGGAUGACCACAGAUUUAUCAGGGUACAACAAGCUAGUCUCUGUGACACUUAAAGGACAGAGCUAUACCCUCCCAUCUUUAGGACAGCUUCCUUCAUUAGAGUACCUGGAAAUCAUAUCAGGGAGAAUGAGGAAAUUGAGCUAUCAAUUCUUCAGGGGUACCGGUGGUAUGAAGGGAUUUCAAAAGUUAACUUCAUUGAAAUUGUAUUUUAUGCAAGUUCUGGAAGAUUUUUGUGAUGCAGAGGAUGGUGAAUUUCCUUCCCUCGAACACCUUACAGUUGAAAAUUGCCCCAUUCUAAGGAGACUUCCCAGACUUUUCCCUAGUAAGGAACAGUUGGAACUCAAACUCCACUACUGUAACAGUUUGACAUCCUUGUACUGUGGACCAAAUACCUCUUUUAAACAGGUGGAGGUCACCCACUGUAAUGGUAUUCCAUCAUUGCCUAGUUGAUUCCACAGAUUCACUUCAUUGCCAGCAGUGGAAGUAUAUCUGACAGUGCCGGAAUCCCUGCUUUGUAGAAAUACCCUUGCUAGUAGAAAAUGGGGAUAGCGAAUAGCAAGUGGAAUCCAUGGGAAGAUUUAGUUUCAGUUGCAAAGGGGUCUCUGAAGUUUGGAUUUGCUUUGGUUCUCUUCUUAGAAACAUUUCGUUGACUUUGUAAUUGCUUCGGACAUCUCUUUGAAAGCACUCCUUAGAAAAGAAGUGAAACAUAAUAAAAUUUAGUAACAUGGUCUAUCAAAUGAGUAAGCUCAGUAUGUUAGCAUCCUCAAAACUCAAUGCAUGUAGGUCAAUUGUCGAGCUCAGAGAUCUUGUUUUCCAUCCCUAGGUAAGUUUUUGUUUUUGUUUUUUUCUGACCAUUAUUUUUAGCAACUGAUAUCUUCCUCAAAUCUUCCAUUCCCUAUUUUCCUGUGAUGUCAGAGAUCAUUGUGCAUAAUUUAUCUGUUCACAUGCUUGCAUAUGAAUAUUUUGUAUUUUGUCAAGGUUUCGUCUAAAAUGAAAACAUUUGUAAUCAUUACGUAACAUGAUUUUUUAACUAACUUCAAAAUAUUCUAAAUCCAGUUAUUAAAUUUCACUUUACCUUGCCACCAAUUCUUUUGAUUUGAAAAGGAAUAUAAAGAUUACAUCUAAAAGUAUGUAAUAAUUACCAAAUACGAUAAGAGUUUAAGGAGAUUACAUUAGUCAUGAUUACAAAACUUUGCUUUUUCUUGUUAGAUCAAUUUCACUUUCUUUCCCUUCCCUUCCUUUUACUUGCAACCGGAUGGAGCCUACUGGUGGGAUCUUCCGGGUUCAGUGAUGAGAACAGUUAGUAGGAGAAUCUGAAAGAUCAGUUUGGAAGUGCUCUUAUCCUUUAUAACUCACAAUGUAAAUAGAAGGUCAAGGUCACACUUAUCAUCCUCUGUUUCAGGCCUUGUUCCAUUUUUUGACCUCUGGUCUUUGAGCAAGAUCUGUCGACAUUCAUCCUAGUCCUCUUAAGGGAGAGAAUAUUUCUUCAAAAAUAUUCAAUGUCAAGUUGAGGUGGCAAUUUAAAAUGGUGUCUAAAAGUCUAUCUUUCCCAUGACACUUCUCCUUCAAUAUUGAUAAGUUUCAUCCCACCAGUUCUCUUGUAUGUAGGAAGUAGUGUAAUUUCCUUUUUUUUUUUUUGCUAACGAUAGGUAUCCAGGCCUUCGGCCUGACUAGUUCCGCGGGCCCAUAUUGACCCCACAACCACAUGGACCGGGUCAUACCGGGGUUGAAUGAAAACCAUAAGAAGUAUAAUUUCCUCAAUUUACUUAUGUUAUACUUGAGUCUUUUCAUUCUUUCGUCCAUGGAAAUAGUGGGCUUUGCACUCAAGCAAGUAUUUUAAAUUUUCUAUGUAAGAAUUUUUCAAUUGGGUCAUUCAGCUCUCCAAUAUGUUCAAUCUCUAUUCAUGUCCAUGCAUUGCCCAAUCAACCCACAGAUGCAGUAGGAAAUCAUUACUAGACCCGCUAAUACAGGUCAUGGCUUCCACUGGGUGUCCAUUUUAAUGUCAGAAAUUGCUUUGGUGCAAGGAUCUCUAGGCUUAAGCUUAUAAUUAUAGGCUAGUGUUUUGACAUUGUAAAGAUAGACUAGGAUUAAGACUAGCACAUUCCUAGUAUUUGGAAAGACGCUUUGUUGCCUAGGUUGCCCAGGAAAUGGAACCCUCUUGUCUAAGAAGUGAUGGGGUAUCACAAACUCAAUAAGCUUUUCAAUAAUGAAAAAAACAUUUUAAACUUUCAUGGCUUCCAAGUUGAUUCACAUUUGAUUCUUAUAUUUUGUGCAAUGAAUGAUCAACUCUAAACACCAAUUCUUCCUUUGUUGGAUCAGGCAGCUAUACAUACUCUUUUUAGUAGAAUUUUCUAUGUUGAAUCUCUUCCUUGGAACUUACAAUCAUUGGCUCUCUUUGUCUUGAAGUGAAGUCACCUUUAUGAUCCACAUUAAACUGGAGUGGUGAUCUAAAUUCUCCUUUGUGGGCUCAUCCAGAGUAAUAUGCUCAUUGAUGUAGAUAAGUCACUUGAGUUUAUUUUAUUGUAAAUAAGCCUUGGGUUGUGUU
Macadamia integrifolia is the source of this 5412-nucleotide messenger RNA. Its product is annotated as putative disease resistance protein RGA3. Gene Ontology annotation, biological process: defense response to other organism. Lineage: Eukaryota; Viridiplantae; Streptophyta; Magnoliopsida; Proteales; Proteaceae. The record is from RefSeq and is a predicted model, not a curated record. The transcript is spliced from 3 exons. Gene Ontology annotation, molecular function: ADP binding. The coding region runs from base 171 to 3317 and encodes 1048 amino acids.